CUCAGUGGAGUCCAUUCGUUCGCACGGUCCAGUCGCGUCUCAUAAUCUCAAAAUGUUUUUGCCAGUAAUAUUAUUUGGCUUAGUUGUGCUAUUAUUGUUCACAUACCUCUAUAAAACUGGACAAUAUAAUGAAAGCUACUGGAAGAAACGCGGUGUUAAGUUUUACGAUAGAAGCAAAGCCAUCGGCCCCUAUUGGGAGUUUCUCACAACAAAACGAGCUUUGUUUGAGAUACUUGGUGAUAUCUACAAGGAGUAUAAAGAUGAACCUGCUGUGGGAAUUGGGCAGUUGUCAACACCGGCGCUAUUUGUUAUACAUCCAAAGAAUGUGCAGCAAGUUCUACAGACUGAUUUCCAAGCCUUCCACCAUAGAGGAAUGGAAAGCGUUGAAGGUGAUCAACUUUCCGAUAAUAUUCUCUUCAUGAAUGGACCCAGAUGGAAGCUUAUGAGAAAGAGUAUGAGUCCAUUAUUCACGGCCAGCAAAUUGAAGAACAUGUACUACAUCAUGGACAAAAGUGCCCAAGACUUUGUGAGUUAUUUAAAAGGAAAUCCUAAAAAACGUGGGAGUGACAUAUACGGAACACUUACAACCUUCUGUAAUGCAGCAAUUUGUGGAGCAGUUUUUGGCAUUGGAUCCGAAUCAACCUUUGAUUCACCGUUCAUCAAACUAGCGGAAAAUAUGUCAGCAACAAAACUCAAGAACGUAUUAAGAUUUGCUAUCAUUGGAAUGAGCCCAAAGAUAGCAAAUAUGUUGGGAAUCAAAUUGUUCAAGGAACACGAAGAUUACUUCAUUAGUUCUAUUGCAGAAGUUAUAAGAAAACGGGAAGCAGAGAAUGUAAAGAGACAUGAUUUUGCUGAUCUGUGUAUUACUUUGCAGAAGAACGGAACGUUGAAAGAUGAGACGACAGGGUGUACUAUUGAACCAACGACUGGAUUAUUAUCAGCACAAGCCUUGUUCUUCUUCGCUGCUGGAGUUGAGCCAUGUGCUGUAGUAUUAUUUUCAGUAUUAACUCUUCUCUCUUGCCAUCCAGAAAUAUUAGAAAAAGUGCACAAAGAAAUAGAUGAAAAGUUUGAAAAAUACAAUGGCCAAAUUACUUAUGAUGUUAUCAAUGAAAUGGAAUAUGUAGACAAAGUGUUAAGUGAAGCAACAAGGAUUCUUCCUCCUAAUGGUUAUGUAACACGGCAAUGUGUUCAAGAUACUGUAUUAGAAGUGGGUAAUAUCAAAGUAGAAAAAGGUACGAAAAUUUUUACUCCAAUUUACCAAAUACACCACGAUCCGAGAUUUUAUCCAGAGCCAGUGGUAUUUGAUCCAGAACGGUUCUCUAAGGACAGAAAGCCUAGCGAUGAAAUUUUUAUGCCUUUUGGUAUGGGUAAUCGCAUGUGCUUAGGAGCUAGGUACGCUAAAUUGCAAGUACUAGCUGGACUAGUUCACGCUCUGAGACAUUUUACCGUUAAAUCUAAUGCAAAUAUGAAUAAUCUUAUUUUUCAGAAACAUAUACUAAAUGUAAAACCUAAUAAUGUAGAUAUAAAACUUGUUCCUAGAAAUAAAAACUAAGUGCUGAUGACUUUAGUGUUUAUGUUGUAUCAUUUUAUUGUUGUGUAUUCCAUAAUUUAAGAAACAUAAUUGUAUGAUCACAUAAGUGGUAAUUUAAAGAUAAGAUUACAUUAAAAAUGUAUUGUUACUAUAAUUACUUUAGUGAUCAAUAAUUCUUCUAUUACCCUGAUUUGUCUGAUCACUUUUAAUACUAAAAUCGAUAAGAUUACGUUAGCACUUAAUACGUCUUCUAUAAUUCUUCCGUUGAAUACAACUCUCUGUUUGUUGUUGAACUCAAAUGAGUCAAUGUGUCUUUAUCACAUUUUUUUGUCUCAUAUACCUACAAGAUUAUUAUGAAACAUGUUCUUAUCAUAACUAUUGCUCUGCUCAUAACGUAACUCAGAUGGGUGCUAAAUAAGGAAGUACUGAACACAAUGUCCGGGAUGGUAACGAUAUGACACUGCAUAUGACCUAUGUGGAGAAAGGGCAGUAGUCGUUACGUUUUUGCUUACAUUCAACUAGAUAUUUAGAAAAGAUAGAAGAUAUUUAGAUAUUAGACAAAAUAAGACUUUGGAUUAAAAUUAAUAAGGGCAAAUUUUAGCCGUGAACUGGAUGUCAAAAAUACUUUUCCAUAGAAGAAGUCGCAAUAGUACUUGUUCCUUUAGAGUCUAUGCAAACACACCAAUGAAUUAAAAGACAGACGGAUAAAGUAAUUGGCAUCAAUAAACACAGCAAUAAAGAUGAAGUAGUAACGCACAAAGAUAAACGGCAUUCAUGGAGUAAAUAAAACUUCCAAGGUCAUAAACGAAACCGCGGCGACUUCGAAUUUACAUGUCAAUCGAGGUAUCAAAAUCACAUUAUGGACAUAUACAUAAACACAUUUAUCACUGAAACAGUAAGAGCAAGGGAUUUCCGAACAGCAAUCUUUGGACCCAAGUAUUUAGGACAACCAGCGGAGCGAAACACUUGCAACACUAUCUGGACAACACUAACGUGGACAUCCCAUUCAAUUUUCACCUCUAUGUUUACCCAAUUUAAGUCUUUUGCAACUGCACGUGCUAACCCUGUCAGUAAUACAAAAACCAGUUUGCAAGAUCUAUGCAAAUGGAUGCGGUACCCUGACACAUGUUCUGCGUAAGUGCGGUGUGCGUUCAGAGUGGGAUGCCUAGUUAUAGUGGUCGGUACUCGUAAGGCAUUUUACGAUGUUGAGAAUGAAUGACUUGUUCCGUUGCGAAAAUUAUAUAUGUGAGUAGUAUGAUGCAAAAGUUUGUUUUUGUUGUAACGAUUGGUUUCGGUUUCAUCGGAAAAUGUGCGGAGAUAUUUAGCGUCUUUGUGUCAGUAAGCAUUUACCUGCAUACACUAGAAAACUCAUAAAAUGUUUACAGUUCGUUUCUAACAAUUCAUGUUAGAGACGGACCAGCUUAUUAAUUAUAAGAUAACAGUGAACAUCAUUUUUGACCUUCUCGUUUUAUAGUAUUUUGUAGCACCUCCGAUCUAAUCAGUGCACAAGCAAAGCUAAAGUAUAAAAUACUAGACAUAAGGGUCAUAUUUGCGUGUAACAAGCUUCCGGCACAUUUCGGCACAACAAAUAAACGAAGGUAACCUCAUUAAGCAAAACAAUUAAAAAUUGAAACACGAAUGUAUGCAACAUUCGAUGUUUUCACAAUAAUU
Spodoptera litura is the source of this 3202-nucleotide messenger RNA. RefSeq names its product cytochrome P450 6B7-like. Gene Ontology annotation, molecular function: heme binding; iron ion binding; oxidoreductase activity, acting on paired donors, with incorporation or reduction of molecular oxygen. NCBI's taxonomy places the organism in Eukaryota, Metazoa, Arthropoda, Insecta, Lepidoptera, Noctuidae. The record is from RefSeq and is a predicted model, not a curated record.